This is a messenger RNA of Nomia melanderi (Alkali bee), 9770 nucleotides long. NCBI's taxonomy places the organism in Eukaryota, Metazoa, Arthropoda, Insecta, Hymenoptera, Halictidae. The record is from RefSeq and is a predicted model, not a curated record.
GUCGCCGUGGCGCGUGCUUCGGGGUUGGUUAGAUUCGCGUGACGCGCCGCUCGACCACGGUCCGUUGUGUGCACUGUAUCCUGUGGAUUGUCAUCUGUAUCGGUAUUAUCUGUUGUGCACGUGCCUGCCUGUCCGUUCGUUCGUUCGUUCGUUCGUUCGUCGGUUUUCACGAGAGAUGCGGGAAUCGGUGCGCGGCGAGAGAGUUCGGUAAUCGUCGCGGUUUGUUGACACGACCCGAGGCGCACCGGUUGUGUUUGUUUUCCCGGUGGGGAAGUGCAAUCAUCUGUGGAUUAGCCGGAGCCAACCUGGACAGAAUCCAGCUCAGCGCCAAAUGUCGGCUUGAACCGUCCUCUAGAGGAGCCCCGGAGGAGCGUCGUAACGAACGGUCCUAGAUCGAAGAAGCUAGAGUCACUUGGCAGAGACAGAGGUAAAGGGGAUCCGGGGGAUGCAGCUUCGGAUCUAGCGGCGCAAAUGACGAAAUAGAGCGAACGGCUGGGAAAAGAAGAGUGCAGAGGACAAGGGGAGGGAAAAUGAUGGCGGCGAGGGAGGUGUGGCUCGAGUCCUGGCGGAUCACCGAGGGCUGAGGCGCUAGGAUGCACAAGCACACCAGCCAGCUGCGUGGGCCCGGCGGCCCCGGGACCGGGCAGCAUGUCGCCAACCGAGGUCCCGUCCGGAGAUGGAAUAGCUUCCACGGCGGCGGAAGCGGCGGCGGCGCGAGCAACUUCAACGACACCGUCGGAAACGGGAAUCUGCCCUCCGGCAUGAUCGCCAGGGGUCCGCAGGAACCGUUCCGGGCCGUCCCGAAGGCUGUCCAGGCCCUGAGAAGCGAGUCCGUCGAUAGAAGCCAUCGCGCGCAACCGCCGCCGCCGCCGGCCUUUCCGCGAAGACGGUUCUCCGUGUGCUUCGGAAAGCGGACGGGUGGCAGUGCCAGGAGACCUAAUGAAUGUUUCGUUCUCGAGCCCUCUGAGAUGAUUGUCAUCGACUACCCGGAAGUGCAUGGAGGAAGGAUGCAUCGGCCGCCGCACCCCCAUCCCAUAACCGACCAUCGGCAGGUCAACCUGGUCUUCGAUGACACGUUUUCUCAAGGCCUGACAGGCAGGCCAGAGCUCUACCAAAAGUCCAACAGAAGCAGCCAUUCAAGUGACACAAGUUCAGCAUACAGUGGUUCAGACACAAUGACAUCUGUGCAAAGUUCGUUGGAUGCAGACCCAGAUGAUGUUGAUCUUUCUGGACUUCUUGAAUCCGUAGUGGAUAGCGAUGAAGAUGAAGAUCUGGCUGAGAGCAUGGAUAGCUUGACUGUCCGUGAUCCAGUCAGAGAAUGCUUAGAGAAAGACCCUAUGGAAAGAACAGAAGAUGACAUAGAAACACUGUUAGAAUUUACACAACAGUUAAAGGCCUUUACAAACAUGACUCUGGCAGUAAGGAGAGCGCUGUGCGCUGUAAUGGUGUUUGCAGUGGUAGAACGUGCUGGUAUGAUAGUUUUAAAUGACGGUGAAGAAUUGGACAGUUGGAGUGUGCUUAUCAAUGGUGCUGUGGAAAUUGAGCAUAGCAAUGGAGAAAUUGAACAGCUUCAUCUCGGAGAUAGUUUUGGAAUCUUACCCACUAUGGAAAGACUUUUGCAUAGAGGUGUUAUGAGGACAAAAUGCGAUGACUGCCAAUUUGUGUGUGUCACACAAGCAGAUUACUUUAGGAUUCAACAUCAAGGUGAAGAAAACACUAGGAGGCACGAAGAAAAUGGAAGAGUUAUUCUAGUGACGGAAUUAAGGGGUGCUCUAGAUGGAGGAGCACGCAGAGGUCACGUUGUCAUUCGUGGCACUCCCGAGCGCUUAAUGUUACAACUUAUAGAAGAAAACAGUAUUACCGAUCCCACUUAUAUAGAAGACUUCUUAUUAACUCAUCGAACAUUUAUCGAUAAUCCCUUAUUAGUUGCGAAUCAAUUGUUAGAAUGGUUUGACCAAGCGCAAGUCAGAGACAGAGUGGCCCGAGUAGUUCUACUCUGGGUAAAUAAUCAUUUUACGGACUUUGAAACCGACCCAGCUAUGAUGGAAUUUUUAGAAGCAUUCGAAGCUGGAUUGGAAAGAGAGAAAAUGCAAGGGCAACAAAGAUUAUUAAACAUUGCCUGUGCAGCAAAGGCAAGGACGCGAAACGUAACGUUGGCGAGAUCUAGUAGGGACGAGGUUCUACAUUUCAAUAUUUUAGGCGAAAAGGGUUUCGGCAUCUUCAUUUCAAAAGUAGAUAAGAAGUCGAAAGCGGAAGAUGUUGGUUUAAAACGGGGCGAUCAAAUUUUAAAAGUAAACGGACAAAGCUUUGAGCAUGUGAACCAUCCGAAAGCUUUGGAGAUUUUAAGGGGAUCCACUCACCUCAGUAUAACAGUGAAAUCCAAUUUACUUGCGUUUAAAGAAAUGCUUCAGAUGCCAGACGAUUCGCCGAGGCCACGGAGGAGAAUAAACAAACCCGAAAUCUCGAGACUCCAAACCGAUGUGGUAAUGCUUGCGCUUCAAGAAUUCGGUAUAACUGAGAGCAGUUCGAACUUUUCUCUGGCCGAAGUUAGCGUUGGAGAAGGGGGCAUGAUUAAGCAAAGUAGGUUACAGGAUCAACUGCAAGAUCUUGCGGAAAGGAUUGGCUUAAGUUCUCGAUAUUAUUUAAAAACUAAUGGUAUUUCGGAGACGCUCGUAACAGAUGAACAGGCGCCUGAACUCAUUCGUGAAUCUCAGGUUCAUUUCUUACAAUUGAACGCAGUUGAAGUCGCCAUUCAGUUAACGUUACAAGAUUUCAGUAUAUUUAGGCAAAUUGAAUCUACGGAAUACGUGGACGAUUUGUUCGAAUUGAAAAGUAGAUAUGGAGUGCCUAUGCUCAGGCAGUUUGCGGAACUAGUCAACAGAGAAAUGUUCUGGGUUGUAACAGAAGUUUGUUCUGAACACAACCUUGUUCGACGUAGUAAAAUAAUAAAGCAAUUUAUAAAAAUAGCUCGCCAAUGUAAGGAGUGCAAAAAUUUCAAUUCCAUGUUCGCAAUUGUAUCUGGUCUGGGCCACGGAGCUGUUUCACGAUUACGGGCUUCUUGGGAAAAACUGCCAAAUAAAUAUCAGAAGCUAUUCAGUGAUCUGCAAGAGUUGAUGGAUCCCAGCCGCAACAUGAGCAAGUACAGACAAUUGGUGGCGUCUGAACAAACACAACCUCCCAUAAUUCCGUUCUAUCCUGUAGUGAAGAAAGACUUGACGUUCAUUCACCUUGGCAAUGAUUCUAUAGUAGAAGGUUUAGUCAAUUUCGAGAAGCUGAGAAUGAUCGCGAAGGAAGUGAGAACGUUGACGAACAUGUGCUCUUCGCCCUACGACUUGUCCAUAAUGCUGGAAAGAGGUGGUCAACUGCCUAGUUCCGCCAUGGUCGCGUUAAAUCAAAUGACCACCGGCAAUCAAGGCGGACAAACUGCAACUGUGAAAAGGCGGAAGAAGUCCACCGCUGCGCCGAAUCCAAAGAAGAUGUUCGAGGAAGCGCAGAUGGUCAGAAGAGUAAAGGCUUAUCUCGCAAACAUGAAAGUGAUAACGGACGAGGAGCGAUUGCACGGUCUGUCCGUGGACUGCGAGCCUCAUGCAGGAGCAGUUGCAGUGGCUGCAGCGGUGCCUCUCAGCGCAAGCAGAGGAAGAAGAAAUCCUUCUCCUACUCUGUCCACUACAAGUAGCGCUAGUAGUACCAGCGAAGGUAGAAAGAGUAUACAAGGUUCGGUGACGAGCAGUGACAGUGGUCACAGUACACAGCUGGACAGCCACAGCGGAAGCAGCGUGGAAGCCGGUGGCAGUCCACCGCCACCUCAAAGACGGCACUCCGCCAUGCAAGGGUCUGUAUUGAGAGGUGGUGCCCCUCCGUUCCCUCACGCGGUAGCAGUGUUACCUCCGCUUCCUGCGAACCACAACCAGAAUCACAACCACAAUCAUCAUCAUCAUCAUCACCACCACCACCACCACCACCAACAUUAUUACGAUCAUCACCAUCACCAACCCCAAAAUCCUCAAGGUUGCACGGGAUUAGGAGUAGGCGUCGGCCUCGGAGUACCGGCUGGGCUUCCACCACCAGGCACGACGAUUAUCACGACGAUGACGACCAUGACUACCAUGACGUCGAUGACGACGAUGCGUCCGGGAAUCGGUGGCACGCAGUGCCGUCAGCCGCCCGCAUACAAAGUCGCUGCGCAGAUGGCGAGGCUGCACAGGCUUGGCCGUGCGCACAGCCACGAGGGUGUUACCUACAGGACCGAGCACGAAGAUGAUGACGAGGACGCCCAGGUGUCGGCGGUUUAAUCGGUCGCCGAGGGAAGUUCCGGUCGCGUCGACACGGAACCACCGACCAGGCCUGGUCUCCUCCGUCGAGGAGGACAACGGGAUCCCCUCCUUCGCCGUCGUCACACCAAGUGCCAGAAUUUAAGUAAUUUUCGCCGCGAGAACACAGAGUCGCAGUGAUUCGACCGGACUCGUGCUACACUUCGAGUGCCCCGGGGAAGCUGCGUGCCCGCCGAAGCAUCCGAAGGACGACGGCACGGGUGCGAAGGGGAAGGGACAUUCACAAUCGACACGCACAGCGAACAAGGAAACUCCUGGAGAAGCUUCUCGGACGCGGAACGAACGAGGCGCUCGUCUUCCAGAACCGCGGGUGAACGAACCGGGGGUUCGCCGGAAAUCUCGAGCAUUUCAUCCGUAAGCCCGCCGCGGGCACACGCGAGGGAAAGACCGCAAGACAAAGAAGCUCGACCGGAACUAUAAUUCGAUGAUGACGUUCACAACGAGGGGAGGCGAUUGGCGGAAAGAUGGAAAACAAUGAAUCCCAGUCUGUUCGAGUCGGACUGACGGGCGAACUUCUUCUGUUUGACGAAGAGAGGGCGCGAUAGUUCGCGGGACAUAGGGCGCGCGAAAGAGACAGUAAGAGUAAAGUAAUAUUCUAUAUAAAUGUGUAAUAAAUCGAGUCCAAAGAUGUUAUAUAUACCGCGUAUCGUCGCAGGGAGUACGAAUGACGGCGUGUCCUGUAUUAUAUACUUUUUAGGAUUAAUCCCAAACGACACAUACUCUUAUACACGUACAGACACACGUACACACACCACCACGUACACGUACAUAUAUACACUUUACCCCGUUCGUAGAUUAAGCAUAAAUUUGGUGUACAUAGUGUAGCGUUUAAUCGUAAUCCGUAACGAACCGACGAGAAGGAUUAACAAUGCGAGACAGAGAGGAAAUUCAGUGCAAAGAGCGGAUCGGAUACGCGCCCAAGACUCUCGAACACAAAAGAUCGGAGCGCGUCGACGUUUAUUCGUUAGCGUCACCGUUCACGGGUUUAACGUCGAUCGUUCUUCUUUUUCUUCUUCCCUUUCCCCCCAUCUUUUUUAAUUGAUCAAUGCCGUGCACGACGUCUGCCGGUGUCUUAAAAUUUCCUUUCCCCCCUGUUCUUUGUUUUUUUUUACAAAAUGAUUUUUAAACGCUUCGUUCUUCGCGAACCCGUCUCAGGGAAGAACGGACGCUUCAUCCAACGGCCGGCAGAAGCACGGAAACACGUUUAUCACGCUUGUCUUGUUUCGCUGGUGGUUCGACCGACAACGGCGGACACGGAGGAAAAAAAGAAAAGAAACGAUUCAGUUUCCGUAAUGUGACAACCAACCGAUAUGGGAGGUCCGAUUCCACGGCUUCGAUGUGUGUUGAAUUUUUACCGUUGACGCGAGAUCAAGUACAAAGUAUUUUUCAAAGACUAAACCGAGCGGCGUUGCGAGAUAGGUACGGGAUCGGAUGUACUGUUCCUGGACUUUUUGGAAUUCUUUAAAUUAAGGCGGCUACGGCGCAUGUAGCGGCCGUAGGUGUGCGUGUUCGGCGUUUAUUCGUGUGUGCGAAGAUUGAAGUAGAAAAGUGGAAAUCGACGAAAGAGAGAGAGAGAGAGAGAUAGUGUGUAUGAGAGUGAGAAACAAAAGUACGCGAGUGUAUGCAUGCGUGAAAGGCACAGAGAAAGAGAGAGAAAGCACAUUCUUGAGAAAACGCGCGAGCGAGCAAGCGCGCGAAGUCUUAAGAGAGAUCGAUACACAACAAGGUAUUAGCGUUUCAGGAUAUAUUAAUUACGAGAUGACGAAAAAGCAAAUCUAUAUAAUGCAUCGCGUAUGCUCAACUUAUUUUUACUGAAUCUAUUAACGGAAAAAGAAAACGAAUUUUAGAUCUGGCUAUAACUUAUAUAUAUUAUAUAUCUCGAUAUUUCUCGACCCGCUUUGUCGCCGAUCGAGGAAACGCGGACGCCGCCCGCGGGCGGCGACCCGUCGAACUCAUAUUUUCCGAAAUUUUAUCAGUAUCACGGUACGUUUUAGUUUUAUAUAAAUAUAUAUAAAUAUAUAAAUAAUGAAUAUACCUAUAUGUAUAUCCGCGCCGUACGAGCAAAGCGAAAACACUAGAAAGAGAGAGAGAAAGAGAGAGAAAGAUAAAGCUGAAAGAACCGUGAGUGGCGUUAGGCCGUGGUGGUCCACUUCGAAACGAAACGUGGAUGGGAAAAGAAAACGACAAGAAACGUGCAACAGGAAUCGUGGAGGUGACGGACCACCGAGAAAAAGAGAAAAAGAGAGAGAGAGAGAGAGAGAGUGAGUGGGAAAGAUCAUGUCUGUCGACGACAGACAGAGGCGCGCGGCUGGUUUUAUUAUUCUCGAAGGUAAAAUAUCGUUUCUCUUCGCCCGUCUCACUUCUAUCCGUAUCGUAAAAUAAGGAGAACACGUUCGAAAGGAAACAAAAGGAAGAAAAAACGAUUCGCGAUUUCUCGUCCGUUUAUUGUGCACAAGCCUCGAGUCCAUUAUCGAUCGAAGAAUCAAGGAAUGUAGUCGCGAGAGUCGCGCGCGCAGGAGAACGAAAACGCGGUGAUGGCCUAAGAACCGUUCGUGGCCAGGAAAAAGGCAUCAACUGUCUCCUCGCGCGGGAAUGAUCUGCCAAAAGAACGCGUGCGUAAACGUGGAAGCAAGGAGUCUCUACCGAGGAUCGACACGGUCGCGAUUCUUCGAUUAUUAUCAUCCCCUGUGGUUAUCGAGCGUUCGCCAUUGACAUUCCACACACACCCACACAUACACACAUACACAACAUAUAUACACAUUGUGUCUUGCCGUUGAACCGUGGCCGACAAUGCUUCCCUUCAGAGAUCGUUCACGGAUUUAUUAACACUUUCCACCGAAGCUGUCAAAAGACACCUUUCGAAAUUUUAACUUAAAAUCAGUUUCCAAGCUUAGUCAUAUAUUCUGAAUGGACUUUUCGACUUUUCCAAUAACGAUUAUAAAACUGACUAUAGGAAAUGUCCAAAAUUCAAUGAAGGAAAAAUUAUUCUACCGAGAAAAUAAUUUUCAGUUAAAAUUUCAAACGGUGUCAUCCACCUUCGGUAGAAAUAGCGUUAAAACACCGCGCGCCUGAGAGACACCAUCAGACACUCUGUCCAACGAGAACCGUCGGCGAAUAUAAAUAGAAACAUGCGGUAGCUAAGUUAGGUCUGACUGAGAUAACCUAUAUGCCGGCUAAUCUAACUAAUGCACUUAGCUCGUGAAUGUUUCGCGUAUGUUCACCGUCUCGUUUCAUUGGACGGAGACACAGACACGUUCCGAACACCGUGCCGAUCCUCGGCCACGUCCGUCAUGUCCCGGAGGACGCCGAAGGAGGCGACACGUCCAAAACAGCGUUCUCCAUUCGGUCCCCGGCGCACCGCGCGGACCCAGUAAAAACAUUUACUGCAUAUUCAUAUUAAUAUCUCUUUGUACAUAUCCUAACGACUUUUAAAAAUAUUCUUAAUCCAACACGUUCUCGAAGAAACUGUUUUGAAGUCAUUGUAUCCAAGCGUUUUUUCUCAUCGAUUCGAAAGGGAACGAAAGCUUUCUUCGCGGACCCGAGCGCAGGAGGGAGAGACUCGAACACCGAGAGCUAGAAUUCAGAAUGUGAACACGACCGACACAACCCUUCUUUUUUCUUCGUUCUUCUCUGUUUCGCCGUUCGAAACGAUCAUCGCAACCCCUGUCCAACCCUCUCUUUGCGUUCCUCCUUUCGACCGGUCCAACGAUAUCUUCCUUCCGACCAUUUUUAUUCCUCUGUUUCUCGGCAACUUCGGCGGUUCAAGGAUACGAUCCAUUCCAGGAAGCAUUUAGCGACGCCCUCGCGCGAAACCACGCGAUUCCGUGCCUCUUUAAUGAUCGUUCGAGACAGGACCGAGGAAUCAGUCGAUCGCGACACUGUUUCUCUUCCUCUACGUGGUUCGAUGAACUUUGAGUCGGAACUUAGAGGACGAUGAACGGAGUAGUGAUCGGAUGGGAUCGUGACUUUUAAUUUUGUUAUCGUGAGUUGUUUUAAUUAUUUCAAAUAUUGUCGACGCUUGAGAAACUAUUGAGGGAAUUGUUGAAGAGGAACGGAAGCGUUUGACAUAAAACGCAAGAUUUAGCGAGAAGGUUAGUUAGUCUUGAAUUGCUGAAGCUCAGAAGCGUUUCUUCUACAUGAUCAUCUUUUUCUUCUUCUUCUUCUUCUUCCCUUAAUUUUAUGAAACUGAUCCACCUUGUCGUAGAGUCUGUGUAACUGCGAGCGCGUGAUGAUUGAGUGUGUUUAUCCGAGAGUAAACGGGAGAAAGCGAGAGAAAAAGAGAUACACGUGGAUAAUAAUAUGCCUUAAACUUUCUUCUUCCACGCGAGCCCAACCCCUGACUUCAUUUAUUUUUAUUUAUACCCCACCCCAACCCUCCCCCUUGCCCUGAUUUUCUCCUGUUGUUUUAAUUAUUUAUAUUGAACUUCGUGAUGAGGAGAGUGACUGCGAGUCGCGGCGUUUCAAGCCGCGAGCAACGCGAGAGAAAAAAAUACAGGAAACCUUUUUUGUAUUUAAUUUGUUUAAUAAAACUUGGAUCAUAGUACAACGUUUCGACUGGUUUGGUUUCGAGAUACAAACACAUACGUUCUCACAUACAAAUACACACACACACAGACAGACAGACACGCACACACGCAAUCUCGUCCCUGUGUUCUUUUUCUCUAUCGAAGGAACUAACUUCAUUCGUUAUUCCUCCCGUUUUUUCGCGAAUCCCGUUCUCUUUUCAUGAUUUCGCGACGGAAACGACAAAUGGGACAAAACAGUACAAACGGAGGAAAGAUGAUUUUUAAGUGGAAAAAUGGGAGAGAGAGCGAGCGAGCGAGCGAGAGAGAGAGAGAGAGAGAGAGAAAGAAAGAGAGAAAUGCGAGCGAAGUUCUGCGCAAAGCACGUUUGUUAAACGAACAUUUAUCUUAGUUUUGUACAUAAAACGCGCAUCAGACGCGCACAUUUCGCGUUUUCACUUGAUUUCUCCUUUCGACAGAUCUCCGAGUACGGUAUGUAUCAUUGACUUAGAAGCAUCUCCGCCUUUGCUUUUCAACAUUUCAGAAUUGAGCGUCGGCGAUGUUCGUUAUACACUGUGCCCCGAUACUGCGUCCGAUCUCUGAUCACUGGAUCAGAGUAAUCGUUUGAUUCGAUGACGAUUGUAGUUCAAUUAUAUCUUCUUUUACUCUGGAACGUCGUUACAAAGCACUAUCGCGCUUCGAAUUUCUCGUAGGGUCUCUAAUUUUGCGAACACUAAUACGCUGUCGCUUCAAAACGAAAAUUUUAUCGAGUUCCCGGGAAGUAGCGCAUAGUUAAUUCACUAGCGAAUUGCGGCCGCUUUACAUCGAUUGCGUGGGAAAAGUGAAUAACGGGGUUGACGAUUCGAUGGAACCGAGGAUCGAGAACGUUGAUUCCUAAACUACGAAACAUAUUAAAAUUAUAACGUUCGGAUCGACG